AUGGCCGCCGGAAUCGUCAACAUUCGCCGUGAUGUCGAUGACAAGUUCUAUCGUUACCGCAUGCCCCUUCUAACCACCAAAAUUGAGGGAAAGGGAAAUGGCAUCAAAACCGUGAUCCCUAACAUGUCUGACGUUGCUCGGGCCUUGAGCCGACCUCCCACGUACACCACUAAAUUCUUCGGGUGCGAACUCGGUGCGCAGACCACUUUCGACGAGAAAAAUGACCGCUACAUUGUCAACGGUGCUCAUGAUGCCAACCGGCUGCGUGAGCUGCUCGACGUCUUCAUCGACAAAUUCGUCCUGUGCAAGUCGUGCAAGAACCCCGAGACGGAGCUCAUCAUUCUCAAGACCGGCAGGCAGGAGGACAUCAUUCGUGACUGCAAGGCCUGCGGAGAGCGCACGGGGGUCGACAUGAGGCACAAGCUCACCACGUUCAUCGUCAAAAAUCCUCCCGUCAAAAUCAAGAAGGGCAAGAACAAGAACACCGGCGGAGAUGCGGCAUCGGGUGUGGGUGGCGGUGGCAACCCUGAUCCCACGGAAAAUAGCCCUCCUCCCGAGGGCGGCGCUGAUGGUGCGGAGAGCGACGAUGAGCUUACGAAGAAGAUCAAGGCUGAGGCCGCGGAGCUCAACACCGACACCGCGUUGGCCAAGGACGACUGGUCUGCAGACACUUCCCCGGAGGCGGUCAAGCAGCGAGUCAAAGCUCUCGAAAGCAGCAUGGCUGCUGCUGCCCUUGGUGGUGGGGACGACGACGGCAGCGACGAUGACGCCAACAGUCCGUAUUCUGUCCUCGGCCUUUGGAUUGAGGAACACCCCGACGCUGACCCCAAAGCUCGCUCCAUUGCGAUUUACAAGAAGAUUGAGGAGCUAGGCAUCGAGAAGAAGCAUAAGACCGUUACUGUGCUCGUCCAGGCUCUCUUCACGGCCAAUAUCGUCAAGGAGAUCGACGGCUAUGCUACUCUUCUGACCAAGAUGGUUACGUCCGAAAAGCACCAGAAGUCGCUCCUCGGAGGGAUCGAACGCUUCCUCGGCUUCUCUCACCCCGACCUCAUUCCCUCGGUGCCUAAAAUCUUGAUGGGCUUCUACCAGACCGACCUCCUUGAUGAGGAGGUCAUCACCCAGUGGGGCACCCAUGUCAGCAAGAAGUACGUCGACAAAGACACCAGCAAGAAGGUCAGGAAGGCGAGUGAGCCAUUCUUGAAGUGGCUCGCUGAGGCCGACGAUGAUGAUGACGAGUAG
Cyclocybe aegerita is the source of this 1239-nucleotide messenger RNA. The record is from the annotation of a GenBank genome assembly. Lineage: Eukaryota; Fungi; Basidiomycota; Agaricomycetes; Agaricales; Hemipholiotaceae.